CUCAGAACAAUUUUGAGUUCCUCUUGAUUCUGCUGCUGCUGCUGCCGAUGGAACGAGAGCUGCUGCCGCUGCUCGCCUGAUUCCCAAGAGCAAGACGCGGGCCCACGGGAGGCUCUGCCCCAUUCAGAAAUCCCAGCGUCUCGCCUCUGAGCUCAGGUGCUCGGCCGGGACUGCUGCUCUCGCUGGAAUAGGAAUCGAGGCGGUGCUCAUCUGACACGAAUGCGCGGGAAGUGAGUUGGCCUUUUUUUUUAAUUUUUGGCCUUUUUUUCUUGGUUCGUUUCUCGUGAUCAGCAGCUGAUGCAGCCGAGACUGGCGCGAGUGCAUGAUCGGAGCUGAACGAGGGAUCAAUCUGUCACGCAAUUCGGUGUGAUCGGGCUUUUGCUCUGGAACUAGCACAGUCGGAGGAAGCAGCAAGUCGUUAGGGGUUCAGAGGCAGCGCGGAAAGAACUCUGAGACUCCUCUGUUUCUCUGCUGUGCCCUACCAGUUGCCAUCUCAAAGCGCUCUGAAUUCGGGCUGUGAUUUCGUCUAUGGAAUCGCCCGCGAAUUCUCCACCUGUUCUUGUUUCGGCAAGCAAAUCAAUUGAGUUACAUGCGCGGAAACUUUUUGAUGAAGAGGUUUUGGGGGAUGGACUUGUGGAACGCUCUACAAAUACAGAACUUGUGAACAAGCUUCCGGAUGCAGAGUCAUUGUGUGAUGGAUUUGUGGAGUGUGAUACCGACACGGAACCUGUCAGGAAGCUUGUAGACGCAGAGGCAGCAAGGGAUGGAUUUGUAGAGUGUUCUACAAAUGCAGAACUUGUCGACAAACUCCCAGAUGCAGAGGCUCUGAGUGAAGGAUUUGUGGACGGCACCACGGAAACAACUGUAAGUUUUGGAUUCUCCUCGGGCGAGACCAAGCCACCUUUAGACGAUGCGAGUACUGGGCUGUUAGAAGUGCCAUGCAGCAGCGAAGGCAUGAUACCUGCACGUCCUGUAGAUCCUCCGGACUUGAGCAAUGCCUCCCCCACUCUAAUUACUCUGCCCAUGAGAGCGGUGCCUCUAGCUACAGAAAUUGAAGAUUAUGCUGCAGUUUCGGGUCAGGGUUCCGAAACAACAGAUGCGCCUCUUGAUAGAACAAAUGAUGAACGGGAAAAAAACAGAAAGUUUCCUGUCCUACUGUCUGAAGGGGAGUCGCCAGUUUAUGACAAUUCUAGUGAUGUGGUACCCAGGUUCAAUUGCGAAGAAACUCUAGUCCGUCCAGAUUUUAGUGAACCUAAUGGGCUAGAGAGUGAGAAGGAUAGUGGAUCAGACAGCGAAGGAGAUGAUUUCCAGAGGGCUUCCAGCUCAAAUGCUAAGCACGUCUUAUCAGCUAAAGAAAAAAUCAAUCCUUUGACGGAUGAACCAUUGCAAGGAAUUUUGGAAUCUAAAAUUGCGGAGCUGGAGAAUGCUUGUACGGGAACGUUUAAAUCAGAGGACGAUGAUUCAAAAUCUGUCAAAGUUCGAAAGCGACAAUUGAAGGAGAUGAGAGCUCUAGUUGAAGGAACAGAUAGGAGCUCUGAAGAAAAACUACGGCAUUUGAAUGCAAAGUACGUUCAGCAGGUAGCAGAGACACGAAAGAUGGAGAAGGAGUUUGUGACACUUAAUCGGAAGUGCAAACAAGUGAAUAAAGAAAAAGAUACCCUGUACGCGGAACUGACCAAGAGUACAGCUCUUCGACAAAAGCUGGAGUCACUCUGCCGAGAGCUGCAGCGCCAAAACAAGAUGCUUCUGGAUGACAGCAAGAGGGUGGCAUCGGAAGAGGAGCAGAAGAGGCAGGAGCUCUCCGGAAAAUUCCAUAGUACUGUCAAGGACAUCACGUCGAAGCUUGAAGAGCAAGGAGAUGAGCGCUUACGUCAACUGGAAGAAAACGAAUUAUUGCGCGAGAAGCUGAAGCACUUCACACAACAAUAUGAUAUAAGAGAACAACACUUUGCCCAUCAGCUACGAACGAAGUCUCUGGAAUACCAGUUACUGGAAGUAAAGCUCAAGCAACAAGAAGAUCUUUAUUCUCAGUCGGAAAGUAAGAGCCGCAUGUAUUCAGAGCAGAUAGCCCAGCUUUUGAAAACAGAGCAGGAGUUGCGUUCACAACUGGCAUUAUAUGGAGACAAGUUCGAGCAAUUCCAGGAAACUUUGACAAAGAGUAAUGAAGUCUUUGCAACCUUCAAAUCAGAGAUGGAAAAGAUGUCAAAAACUGUGAAGAGACUAGAGAAGGAGAAUCUUUCUUUAAAGAAGAAGUGCGAAAAGUCAGAUGUGUCACUUAUCGAGCUUUUGGGAGAGAGAGACGUCCUGAAAAAGCAGCUACAAACUACGAAGACCCAGAAAGAGAAGCUGGAAGGUCUUUGUCGAUCAUUACAGUCAGAACGCAAGCAGCAGCUUGUCAGCGUCGAAACUUCCAACUCUUUCCUACCUUCCCAGCUGGACAACUUGAAGCUCAGCAAUCCAGAGUAGCACCAAACCAUGCAGAGGUUCUUCUCAGAUCAAAGUUUUUCCAUUGUGCAGGUCUGUGAUAAUGAUCUGCAGGAUGAGUGCUUAGUUCAUAGCUGCCGUGUUCCCAAAGAUGGGGAAAAACAAUAUUGUAGCAAAGACGAUAGUGCGUUGGGAACCGCAGCUUUCUUUCUUGCCUUCGUUUUCGUUAAGCAAGCGGGUUUAUCAAUUGUACCAAGCUUUGAAAUGUCUUCCUUGCCUUCGUUUUCGUUAAGCAAGCGGGUGUAUCAAGUGUACCAAGCUUUGAAAUGUCUUGCGGCCCUUUGUCUUCCUUCAUAUACACUGCCUGACAGUGAAACCUUUUCGUGAUAGAUCUACAGCUACGUAUCCUCUCAAUCAUUCCAAGCACAAGUACCUAAGCGGACGUCAGCCCUUGCUGGGUAGGGUGAUAUGGGUAUUCCAUGACGCAUUUGGCUGAGACAGGAGCAGGAACGUUCAUUCUCAGCCGUCCUUUGAGGAUUAGCAUCGUAAAUGCACAAAGUAAAAUGACAGUUGUAAUUGUUAUGUGAUAAGGUUUGAAGAAAGUGAUGAAAUGAUCACUCUUUGCAGCGACUAAGAAGAUCUGAAGGCUAUCUCUUUCCGAAAGGGUUGCAAUGCCAAAUGGGUGCAGCUGUUACCGACAUAGAUUUCUUGAUAUGAGGGGAGCAUGCUUCAAAAUGCUUCAAAAAUCUGGAAAUGAAACCUGUCGGACUCAGUUAUCCUGUUUAGCCUCGCCAAUUGCCUAUUGUACCUUCUAUAGAAGUCUUAUCAUGAUCAUGAUCGCUUAAUCGUCGGUAAGGACUCCACUUGCACCUCUUCUUCAGUAACUAUGGCUUCACGGCCGGAAUGAUUCAUGAUCCAGAAAGUAAAGCUUCAUUGUUCCUGAUCUCUGUUCAUACGUUUUAGUUGCUUGGCUUGAACUGUCUAAUAGGUGAGAAGGAGUAAGACGACGGCUUUUUCGUAUUGUGGUCUCUUGAAAGCAAGAGAAGCCUAUAAAUUAGUUGAACUUCUGUGGAAUUGGAGGUACUGCCCUCUGUAGGUUAAGCUCGAUCAACUACACCUCAGUCAAGAGUCCUAUUGCAUGUUCGUGUUGGCUAGCCAAUUCUAAUAUAACUCGUCCCUAGUCUAGUGAGUACUGCCAAACGCAGCAGCACGUCUGUUUAUGUAUAGCACGCUGUGAAGACAGGGAUUCCAAUUCUCCAUUUCAGGUACAAGUUUCCACAGAUGAAAUACAUCUUUCAUAUGCUUUAUCAUAUUUCGCGGAAGAUAGAUCGAUUGCUUCGUUGAGGAAAAUUUUGUUACUGAGGCUGAUCUCAUAUUCUGCUAGUAUAGAUUUCAAGUACAGAGUAUGUCGUUUCCAGAGAUCAAACUGUAAAGAAAAGUGUACGCCAGGUCCAAAGAUAAGGAUGUUAUUUAUAAUGUGGCACUCUCAAUCAGACUCUCAAGGCAGUAAUCACAGAUCAUUGUGCUUUCCAUUCUUAGCGAGUCGAACGAUAAGAACGAAGAUAUGCUUUUAAUAUUCACUCUUAGUAUUUGGCGUAUUUAUGUGGAGAGGUGUUGGAUCUGUAACUUGUUGCUAAGUAGGGUGUUACUCGUAAAUAGGAAGUGGCAUUUGGAUAUAGAGAUAUAUGGCUAGUGAUUACUGAUUGACAGACUGGGUUAGAAGACUGAAUGCUUUUGGCAUCUGUCAAUAACUUCAAACCUUAGUUUAUGUAUAGGAAUUGACACUGUAAAUUUCAAAAUCGUACAUACCAACAACUUCUGUGUGCAGAAGCUUUGAAAAAGUUUCGAAAUGUGUAGUGUAGAGUGUCAGCAAG
Molecule: messenger RNA, 4298 nt
Organism: Marchantia polymorpha subsp. ruderalis
Lineage: Eukaryota; Viridiplantae; Streptophyta; Marchantiopsida; Marchantiales; Marchantiaceae
Source: the annotation of a GenBank genome assembly